AUAUUUUGCCAACCGGUUAUAACCGACCCAUUUAUGGACCGCUUUGAUCCGUAAACAAAACCCAGAUUGCAGGCCAUUUUCUCCAUAUAUGCCCAGCAACCCAUUCAAAAUUUGCUCCAAACUCUUUUACUUGAACCCGCGCCUAAAUUUCCUUGUGAACUUGGGAUUACAAAGCUUCCAAUUGGGUCUGUGCUGCCAUAUAAAUUCCACAAGGAAAAGAUUCACCAUGCUGCAAGAAAUGGUAUGAGAACCUUAAGGAGAUACAAGGAAGGAUUGUUUAACAGUAGCACAGCUCAGAUAUAUUGUAGAAAAUUCUCAGCCAUUGGCAAUGCUAAAGCUGAUAGACCCAGAGACCAAGAAUGCCUUGUUUGGUUGCGCACAAGUGCCACUCAUAUAUCGCUUUUGCAUCAAAUCUUGCAAAGCAGUGCAAGAACAGGUGCACCUAUGGAAGGAAAGGCCUGCCAUGCACAGAGUAUUUGUGUUGGAUUACAAUCGGACACUUUAACGUCUAACAUGCUUAUUAACAUGUAUUCAAAAUGUGGCUUACAUAAUUGCGCUAGAAAAGUAUUUGAUGAAAUGCCUGAAAGGAGCUUAGUUUCAUGGAAUACUAUGAUUGGGUCACUUGCCCGGAAUGGGGAGGAACAAGAAGCCCUCAGUGUUUUCGUACGUAUGCAAAGAGAAGAAAACCAAUUUAGUGAAUUCACUGUUUCAAGUGUUCUUUUCGCUUGUGCUGCGAAAUGUGCUGUGUCUGAGUGUAAACAGCUUCAUGCUUUUGCUAUUAAGGUAGCAAUGGUUUUGAAUGUCUAUGUGGGGACUGCAUUGCUUGACGUUUAUUCAAAGGCUGGAUUGAUAAAGGAUGCAAGUUUUGUUUUUGAGUCGAUGCCAGAGAGGAGUGAUGUCACGUGGAGUUCAAUGGUUGCUGGGUAUGCGCAAAAUGGGCUCUAUGAGGAGGCUUUGGUGUUGCUCCACAGAGCUCAAAUGAUAGGACUAGAACAUAACCAGUUUACAAUCUCUUCUGCUAUUUGUGCUUGUGCAGGUCUGGCAGCUUUGAUAGAAGGGAAGCAGGUGCAUGCCUUGUUGUUUAAAACUGGAUUUGGUUUAAAUAUCUAUAUCGUUUCCUCUCUGAUAGACAUGUAUUCAAAAUGUGGUAGCAUUGGAGAAGCAUACACCGUGUUUCAAGGUAUGGAGGACAGGAACACUAUUUUGUGGAAUGCCAUGAUUUCUGGGUUUUCUAGACAUGCUUGCUCCCUAGAGGUGAUGAUCUUAUUUGAGAAAAUGCAGCAGGCAGGUAUGCUCCCAAGUGAAGUAGCGUAUAUAUCUGUAUUAACUGCUUGUAGUCAUAUGGGAUUGGUUGAAAGUGGAAGGAAAUAUUUCAACCUCAUGAUAACAGAACACAAUAUGUCCCCAAAUUUUGUUCACUAUGCAUGCAUGGUUGAUAUGUUUGGUCGGUCAGGGUUGAUUCUUGAAGCCCAUAAUUUGAUUGAGAAUAUGCCAUUUGAUGCUACUGCUUCUAUGUGGGGUUCACUGUUAGCUUCUUGUAGGAUCCAUGGAAAUUUUCAUUUAGCUGAGAUAGCAGCUAAGCAUUUGUCUGAGAUAGAACCGAACAAUGCAGGGAACCUCAUUUUGUUGUCAAAUAUUUAUGCAGCAAAUAAUAAGUGGGAGGAGGUUGCAAGAACAAGGAAGCUUCUUAAAGAAAGUGAGUUGAAGAAGGAAAGAGGGAAGAGUUGGAUUGAAAUCAAGGACAAAGUUCACUCAUUUAUGGUCGGAGAGAGAAAACAUCCUAGAAUUGCUGAGAUAUACUCUAAGUUAGACCAAUUGGUGGAAAAAUUAAGGAUGAUGGGUUACAAGGCUGAGAUUGAACAUGAUCUUCAUUAUGUCGAAGAGAGCAGAAAACAUGAACUUCUGAGGCACCAUAGUGAAAAACUUGCUCUUACUUUUGGGUUGAUGUGCUUACCCUCCAAUGCACCUAUCAGGAUCAUGAAGAAUCUUAGAAUUUGUGGGGAUUGUCAUUCUUUUAUGAAGAUCGCAUCAAGUUGUUUGGGGAGGGAAAUCAUUGUCAGGGAUACUAAAAGGUUUCACCAUUUCAAAAAUGGUUUUUGCUCCUGUCAGGAAUUUUGGUGAAAUAGUUGUGCUCCAUUAUGUAACUGACUACUUACUGUUAGCAUUUUGUGCACUUUCCUAGUUGUUGCUGAGCAAAGGGUGCGAAAAAUAUUCAUUUGUUGACUAUUAUCCAAUAGUCUGGAUGUGAGAGAUGUAUGUGUCGAAGUUCAGGAACUAGGUAAUAGUAUCCCGAUCAAAAAGCUGAUGAAGGGGCUAAGGGAAACAAGGAGUCUACUGGAUAGGCAAGUAGUGGACACAUUAAGCCCAAAUGUGGUGGUCAGGUUAGUCAAAGAUUUCAUUUUACCAAGUUCAAUGUCUCUCUACAUCUUGUUUCCAAGAGCACAAAAGUGGAGCUCUGUCGUUUUGAUUUGUUAGGCCAGAGUAUGUAUAUCAGCAGGCGCAGUUCAUUCUUUCAGCAGCUUCUUCAAUUGUAGGACUUCAAUGUAUUUUGAUGAUGCCCUUUGGGCCUUUUUUGGUUCUACAAUACUAGUAAAGGUGAAUUUGCAUAUAGACAAGGAUUUAUAUCAUAUUUUCAUCAUGUUGAUAGUGAUCUUAUUUCACAAGGAUAUAAAGUCUAAU
Molecule: messenger RNA, 2679 nt
Organism: Rosa chinensis
Lineage: Eukaryota; Viridiplantae; Streptophyta; Magnoliopsida; Rosales; Rosaceae
Product: pentatricopeptide repeat-containing protein At5g04780, mitochondrial
Exons: 2
Coding region: 244-2121 (625 amino acids)
Biological process (GO): RNA modification
Molecular function (GO): zinc ion binding; RNA binding; protein binding
Source: RefSeq, a predicted model, not a curated record